AUGCCGGGGAAUAGCUACACUUAUCGGUUCAACAUCACCGGCCAAGAAGGAACACUUUGGUGGCACGCCCAUGUACAAUGGCUUCGGGCAACUGUCUAUGGGGCAUUAGUCAUCCGACCAAGAGGAGAAUGGUGGAAUGCUAACCCCAUUGAUGUAGAGAAGGCUACCUUAGCCACCGGUGGCGUAGCUAACAAGUCUAUCGCUUACACCAUCAAUGGGUGGCCCGGGGAUUUAUAUUCUUGUCCUUCAAGAAGGAAAACAUAUCUGUUACGCAUAAUCAACGCCGCCCUCAACACCCAAAUGUUUUUAAAGAUAGCCAACCACAGCAUGACUAUAGUGGCGGCGGACGCAGCCUACACAAACCCAUAUCCUACAUAUGUUAUUGUAGUGGGUCCCGGUCAAACAACUGAUGUCCUAUUGACCACUAACCAGUCACUGGGAUCCUAUUACAUGGCUGUCCGUGCGUACAUUAGUGGAACCGGUCGCACUUUACAACAGCACCACCACCGCAAUCCUUACCUACCGGAACACCACCACCAUGCCGCUGCCACUUCUCCCGGACAUGCCGCCUUUCAACGACACCCCAAUCGCAUUUAA
Lactuca virosa is the source of this 597-nucleotide messenger RNA. The record is from the annotation of a GenBank genome assembly. NCBI's taxonomy places the organism in Eukaryota, Viridiplantae, Streptophyta, Magnoliopsida, Asterales, Asteraceae.